UAAUCAUAGCGACUUUCAGUUUGUAGUUUUGACUCAAUUAAUUUGAGUUUUGUUCAAUGGAUCUUCAACCGGACAAGUAAAGAAAGUCCCCCACUGCACUGUAGAUACCACAUCGGAAUCGCAAGAGUUUUGACUACGUCAAUGUACUCUUUCAUUUAUUUGAACUCUUGUUUCAUGUACAUACGUUGUAGUUUCGUCCAGUGAAGUUGUAUUCAGAAACAGAGCCAAUACUAUCAAUAGUGCCACUGGGAAGAUGUCUGACAUGGUAACAGCCACCCCGUUCAGCAGCAACGACCGUGAUGUCGUUGAAAGGGAGAUUUCUCCUGCAGCGAGCACUGAUCUUGUCGUGGAGGAUGUGAGCGCAUAUUUUGAUUUGUCGCAGUGUGCUGCGUUCAUUGUGAAUGGAGGCUACAAAAAGGUGGCACUCCAGUUUCCUGAUCAGAUGCUGCGCUACUCAGCAGCGGUGACCACUCUACUCUCCGAUGCUGCACCCGACAGUCAGCUGUUUGUACUGGCAGAUACGUCCUAUGGAAGCUGCUGUGUAGAUGAAGUGGCUGCAGAGCAUGUCUCAGCGGAUGCUAUCAUUCACUUUGGUCACUCGUGUCUCAGCAGUGUACGGCGCCUGCCCGUGCUGUACGCAUUCGGACAUGAACCGAUGAACGUCGAGGCGUGUGCAAAGAGCUUCCGCGAGGCGUUCCCAGAUCCGGCCAGCAGAGUUCUAUUGAUGUGCGACACAAUCUACGAAUCUCAUCUCUCCUGUUUGUCGUCUCAGCUCAGAACAUCACAUCCAGAACUAGCCGUGGGUAAUAUUGCAGGCCGGCAGCAGCAGCAGACGGAAGCUGAGAACGGCGCUUCCGCUAGCUUGCCUGCCAGUUGUCUUGUGCGCCAGCCCGUGGCCAUCGACCCGAAGAGCGCGGGACACAGUAGCAGCGGUGGCAGUACGGCUGAGCAAUCGUCGGAUCAGUCCGCGGUCAACCAUCACAGCAGGUGUGGGCGUGAGUUUGUUUUGGCGGAUGGUAGCACCCUGGACGACUACAGCGUGUUCUACGUGGGCUUAGCAGACAUGGCGCUGAACAAUCACAUGAUGACGUUCAGCCGAUCACCGUUGUAUCUAUAUAACCCGUUGAGAAGCUCCUCUUCAGCACAAGUACAGACCGCCGUGGCAAAUCGUAGUUUGAAGCGCCGCUACGUCAAGAUGCUGAAGGCCAAAGAGGCCAAGACCGUUGGUGUCUUGGCCGGGACGCUGGGUGUUGCGGAUUACAUGACCUUGAUACGGCGGCUCAAACAGAUCAUUCGCCAGGCUGGAAAGAAGGUGUACACCUUUGCUCUUGGCAAGCUGAAUGUGGCCAAGCUAGCCAACUUCAUGGAGAUCGACGUGUUUGUCCUGGUGGCUUGUCCCGAGAGUACGCUGAUAGACUCUGACGAUUUCUACAAGCCGGUUGUGACACCGUACGAGCUUGAAGUGGCCUGCAUGAGGUCGCGGGAGUGGACUGGUGACUAUGUGACAGAUUUCCGGCUUCUCUUACCAGGCGCUCCACAUCAUGUCAGGGCUGAGGAGGAUGCCAAUUCGGACGAGGAGCCGGAGUUUUCAAUGAUAUCCGGCAGUUUACUCACUCGCCAUCGCUCAGAGCCAGAGCAGACGGAAGGUUCCCAGGCAGUCGUGAAGCGCGCCGACGGCCAGUUGGCAACGUUAGACUCGGGUGCCGCGUUUCUUGCCUCUCGCUCCUGGUCUGGCUUGGACCCGCAGCUCGGGCAGACGGCUGUUGCCGAGACGAUUGUUGAGGGUCGCACCGGCGUCGCCAUGGGUUACAGCCACGAGCCAGGCUUUGGGCGGCAGGCGUCGGGCUGUGGCUCGGCAGCAAGCGGUGGUUGUUGCAGGAGCCAGAGUAGCCAAGUCAACGCAGAAUGCUGCAGCAAGACCGAGUGAAUCGUGGCGUGCGAGUAACGUGCCAACACUGUCUUGUCUGACGAAUGGACUACACCGGUGUGCCGCAGACCGCUUGUUUGUGCUGCUCAAGCCGAUAGUGCUGGUGAUAGUAUCGGAAAUGCCAUGGUCCACCCGACUGACUAGCUAGACACAAAGCUGAAUCUAUGCAGUGACCGUGUACCGCACUGGUGGGUGCACUCUGCCUUGAUACCUAAUCUCUAACUGACAUCCCUCACAACAUUAUUUCACCCUGGUGUACCAGUACUAUCAACUGCACUGUUUCACUACGCUGUGGAAGAUGCGGAUUUGAACAUUGAA
Molecule: messenger RNA, 2245 nt
Organism: Sycon ciliatum
Lineage: Eukaryota; Metazoa; Porifera; Calcarea; Leucosolenida; Sycettidae
Product: 2-(3-amino-3-carboxypropyl)histidine synthase subunit 2-like
Exons: 14
Coding region: 254-1927 (557 amino acids)
Biological process (GO): protein histidyl modification to diphthamide
Molecular function (GO): 2-(3-amino-3-carboxypropyl)histidine synthase activity
Source: RefSeq, a predicted model, not a curated record